AUGCUCAAACUCUCGCAACUACUAGACGCCAAAAGGCGUGACAGUUGCGAUGCUAUGGCCGAACUAUCGCCUUCGUCGCGACAACCGCCUCCGUCACCACUGACAGCCACCUCGUCCACCCCCGUCUCCCCUGCUGUCUCACUUUUUUCGGCCAAAGGCCAUACCCGCUUCUCCAGCUCCGUGUCCUCCUUAGUUUCAUCCCCUGGUCACGGUAAUUCUAUGGAAAGCGCCUCCAGGAAUCCCUUGACAGGAGUAAAGGAAGAAGAACCCUGUGGGGCUCAAGCGAGGGACCUCGAGGAAGAAUAUUUCCAACACUUCGACCAGGGUGUGUCCGAACUGGAAGAUUACUUCUCUCCUGUCAACUAUUCGGACCAGUACGACCUCACGGAUGCCGGAAUGGACGUGCCGCCUUCCCCGAAGAAGAGACGUUCGGACAGUAUCUCCGCCAAAGGCCUCUCGCGUAUCGGGUCUCGCAUAUCCACCAUCUCCACGCGCUGGAGAUCCCGGCAUGCAUCCGACGCCCCUGACGGUGUGGAUGCCGUCUCAACUGAGUUGCGAUCCCGUACCAACUCCGCCUCCUCUGUACUGGCCAGCCCGACUGGGGUCGCCAUCUCCCGAGUCGAUUCUAUGACCGUUCCUCCUUCGCCGGCAAGGACCAUCUUCGAAGAGCGCAUCAGCGAAUCCGGUGCAAAGCCCAUCGACAUUGUCAAGGCCAAUCGUCAGAGCCAGGAGGAGUCGGCGCCCCAAGCGACUACCCCGCUCCUUCCUCCCUUCAUGGGUACUGAACCAGUGUACCCAGCUGCACCCCGUGUCAACUCGCCUCUGCAAUCACCCUCAGUGGCGGACAUGUCGGAGGAUCUUUCGGACGCCAUUGCACCCUCAGAUCCACCACGCCUGGCCACCGCUCCCUCGCCGCCGCUGUCAUCCAAGCCGUCUGUGGCAUCGUUCAACCGCCCACGCGCCAGCACGACACGAACGGUGUCCGGCGAAGGCUCUCCCUUUGUGUUGUCGGAUCCCAAUGAUGAAUGGGCGAACAAACUCGGGCAUGCCAACUUCACCAUCCAGCCUGAGCCGUACGUGCCCGAAGUAUACGAUCUGGAAUCUUUCCAGCAACUACGAGCGCAAUGGGAUGUCGCCCAGUGCAACUUCGCCAAACAUCUGGUCCGCACGGGCGAACACUACGGGAUCACUUCCAAUAUCUACAAGCUCACCGAGGAGAAGUGGGAGUCGAUCAACUGCGAAUGGAAACGCCACCAUGAGACAAUGCUAUCGCAAUUAGAAGCGACUCAAGGCCCCGAACUACGUCUUGUCCAAUCCGACUGCGAUCCAUGCGAACAACUAAAAAUCCCCCGCCUACAUGACGACAAAUUUCCCGAAUUGGGCGAUGGAGAGAUAGUUGGGCCCAUGAAGAUUGCGCCGGCGACGACGGGUUCUGGACGGGGUCGGAGCCGCUCCUUGAAACGGAGCUUCCUCAGGUUUUUCCAGGACCUUGUGUCCCGGCCCUGA
Messenger RNA from Aspergillus tanneri, 1506 nucleotides. RefSeq lists its product as uncharacterized. The record is from RefSeq and is a predicted model, not a curated record. The coding region runs from base 1 to 1506 and encodes 501 amino acids. NCBI's taxonomy places the organism in Eukaryota, Fungi, Ascomycota, Eurotiomycetes, Eurotiales, Aspergillaceae. The transcript has 2 exons.